AUGGCGGCCGAGUCCGAAGGCGCUGCAGCCCCGCCACCGAGUCCGCGCGAAGCGAGCAAGGUCGACCAAUGCACAGGCACCUCUCUGCACUCCCGUGCCGCCCUUCAGCGGAUCUUCGAGAAGUAUGGUGGCGACCAAGCGCAGAGCCGCAAGCUGAAGGCGGUGCUGGAAUCUGCAGCUCCACGAGCCUUGCCGCGCGAGCGCCCGAGCCAGACAAACGCCGCCUGGGCUCGGUUCCGGUCGGAGCCCCUCGCCGGAGGGGUCCGGCGAGGUCCAGGCCUGGGCCCAGAAGUGCUAAAUCGCCUUACGAGCGAAGUUCCGGGGUCCACGUUGACUCCGUAUGGUGUCGGAGUUCUUGAAAGCGAGGCAGACGACCGCGGCAUGGUCCGGGUCCGCUUCCCCUGGGGCCGCGCGGAGAUCCGCGCCAAAGAUGCCACCCGGGAGCGCCGAGCACUGCUGAGGCGGAGCUUAGAGGCCCUGUCCUCACUAUUGGUCGUUCUGAUCAAGGCACUCGGUGCUUUGGCGCCAGGCGACAUCGACUCCGACUCGGACGAGUCGGAUGAGGACGCCGACAUGGUGCACACAUCACAAGGCCUGGCCACAAUGAAGGGCCUCGUGGCAUGGCUGGAGGAGGCAGCUACGCAUCCGCAGCCCACGCACCGCGAGGAGCUUCUCGAUCUAGCGCUGCUCUUGAGCGUCGUCGUGCGGACGCGCGCGGAGCUUCUGAGGCUGGAUGGCAUCUCCACCCAUCCGCAGCUGCAGGCCGAGCUUUUGGCGGCGGAUGCACUGCGAAUACACUUGGGGCUGCUGGAGCGGCUCGGGAGGGUGCCCGUGGCCCCCGGCGGCCUGGCAGAGACCUGCCGGGUCUGGAGCCAGGUGCUCCAGCGGUUCGGUGCUGAGAGCGGCCUGCCGGGAGGUGCUUGGCGCCUCGUCCGGCCAGGGGCCAAGGUGGUCGACCCGCUCAGUGAGGAGGAGCUGCUUGCAUCCCUGCCAACGUCGAGGCAGCCCACCAGGUUUGUGCGAGAUGCUCGCGAGAUCACCAGCGUGAAGGUCACUGCAGGGCCCGUGCUCCGUGGCCCGCCGCGCACCACGGUGGUUCGCUGCGCUUCGAUGCGAUCACCCUCCCCAAUCAUCUCGCACACGGUGACCAACACAGUUUGGUCCCCGGCACCGUGCCUGCCGGCUACUGCAGUGUUUCCGGCGCUCCCUGCAGGUCGCGGCGCUUCGCUUUCGCUGCCCAGCCGCGCGCCGGAAGUGGUGCGGCGCGCCUCCACUCCGCUGCCACAGACCUUCCGGACCAGUGGAGAUACAGCCACUGCUCCGCCUUUCGCUCCAGUUCCACGCUUCCACUCAGGUGAUUUUCCCUUGCCUCCUUCGCCCCUCAGCUUCUUUGGUCCGAGGAUCGCAACCACUGCGACUGCGGCCACGAGCCAAAACCCAUCGGUGCCCGACACCCCUGACGCCUGCGCGACGCCACUGCCGCAGGAGAUGCAGGAGGUUCUGGAGGAGCGAGCUGAGCAGGAGUCAGGCUCAAGCAGCGAGAUCUCCCCGCAGAAUGCGAGCCAGACCCCCUCCUCGCAAGGCCGCCAGAGCCCGGAGCGGAGGCGAACCAGUGUUCGGCAGCGCGUGGACCCGAUGAGGGCCCGUGCGCCGUCGCCAGUCAAGGAGGCGCUCAAAUCCGAGUCGCCUGUGGUCCGGGUGGUAUCCGAACGGACAGCCUCGGCAGCCACUGCUGCCACCAAGUCCCGCAAAGUUGUCUGGAGAUAA
This is a messenger RNA of Symbiodinium natans, 1767 nucleotides long. NCBI's taxonomy places the organism in Eukaryota, Dinophyceae, Suessiales, Symbiodiniaceae. The record is from the annotation of a GenBank genome assembly.